AGAGGAGAUGAGAAGAUCGCAAACCGAUCAUACCUAGCUGAGAGCAUAAAUCUCUUCAUUCAUUAUAUCAUAUUUGUCUGCGAGUGACUAAUUUCCUGACAUCUUUCCAGUCAGCAUGAUUGAAAGACUCGACGACGAAAUGCUCCCUUUGACCGGGGAAGAGCAUCCAGUCAACCGCCAUUGGCCUUGUUAUAGGGUUACAGUCACACCAAACAUGAUUGCCAUGCUUAUUCUCCUUUGUCUCUCUGUUGUACUGCACGGCUUGUUUUUUACACAGUCACACUGUCCCUCUGGACGAAGCGGAUUCGCUCACCUGUCUGCCACACUAUCUGUGCCAUGGGUGUCCAAAUCAAUAUACUUUGGGGAAGGGACAGAAGAAGACGCCGAUCGUGCUUGGGACGCCAUCAGUAUCAAUAAUGGAACGCUCGCUCUGGAUUCAGUAUAUGUUCAGGGAAAAGGGAUUCCCCAUGCACAGCCUUUUCCUUGGGAUGGUAGCAAAGAAAUAUAUGUAUUAAAUGGAUAUCAUGGCAUGCAUUGUCUCAAAACACUUCGAACCUGGAUACGCCAAGUCGAUCAAGGAAUCCCAACAACCCAACCUGCAGGCCACAUGCUCCAUUGUCUAGACGCUCUGAGACAGGAUGUUCAAUGCUACGCAGACGACACGCCACGUUAUACCGGCUUCCAGGAACAGGGGAGGUCCGGCACAGGCCAAGUUCGGAAAUGCAGGGAUUGGAAUCAAAUGGAAAUCUGGGCUCAGCAGCAUACUGCUUGUUGGAGAUAUAUGCCUGAGUUGGAGCGAGAAGGGCGAUCGAUGCUGGAAGAAUAUCGAUUUUGUCCUGAUGGCUCGCCGUAUAAGGAGAAGAUGGAGGAAUAUUUUCGUAAUGUUGGAUAGUUUAGGUUCUGUUUGAUAGAGUAGAUAUGUCUUUUAGCAGAAUUUAGACCUCGAGAGUACGUGGGUAGCAAAAUGUCGCUUGAUAUUCAUCCAGGUAGGUAUUUAAGGCUAACUCCCGAAAACUCAGUGUAAUCUUGAUUACUCCAACAACGCUCAUCACGUCCCUUCAAAGACAAUCAAUCACUCCAUUUCUAGCCCUUCUUUUCCAAUUCCUCCGCAAAUCAAAAGAAGCUUUGUACACCUGGCGCCCCCGUUGGCGGGGUGUCGAUCGUUUCAUCCGGAGACAAAUUGCCAUCUGAGGAUGCCGCGUUUUCGUCAUUUGGUUCUGUCAGGCCCUUGGUAUCAGAUCACUGCAUCAUUCAUGGUUUAAGGUACAGUCAAAAGCUUACCGGGAAUUGCCACGGCUUCGACGUGAGCAAUGUACAACAAGCCUAUUAGAAUGGUGCUGAAAAGUUGGAAACGCAUGGUGGGAGAUAGUGGUGACACUGAUUUCAGGAAUGUUGUUCAGAGGAAUGUUUCUCAAGGUAGCAGUGAUACGUAACUCAAACUGUAGGUAGGACGACUGAAGUCGAUGCAUACCUACUUACAGAAGCUAUUUAUGUCGGAUGAUUGAUAGCAUGGAAGCCUAUAGCUGAUCUUGGGAGGCCUCAAAUGCCACAUCUUCGGAUGGUCCACCCUCUGUUCCAUCUAUGUGUAACUUAACACAUGUCCGACAUGAUGGUUAGUCGCCGACGUCGGUUAUUCAGUGCUCAGC
Molecule: messenger RNA, 1646 nt
Organism: Talaromyces stipitatus ATCC 10500
Lineage: Eukaryota; Fungi; Ascomycota; Eurotiomycetes; Eurotiales; Trichocomaceae
Exons: 3
Coding region: 116-892 (258 amino acids)
Biological process (GO): mycotoxin biosynthetic process
Source: RefSeq, a predicted model, not a curated record